Messenger RNA from Actinia tenebrosa (Australian red waratah sea anemone), 1785 nucleotides. RefSeq lists its product as uncharacterized. NCBI's taxonomy places the organism in Eukaryota, Metazoa, Cnidaria, Anthozoa, Actiniaria, Actiniidae. The record is from RefSeq and is a predicted model, not a curated record.
UUUAACCAAAUACUAUCCACUGAGACAUAUAUAGCAACUAAGGUCUUGGGAAGCUUUUAUUUGGCUAAAAUUACUUUCAGGCGACAGUUGGAAAAGAGGGGAAAAAGGUCGAGUUUGAAUAUAAACAUGAACACUCAGGCACUUGUAUCKAUAYUUUUGGUGUUUUUUGUGCUCAUUGAGGAAGGUCGGGUUCAUGGUGGAGAGGACCGCGUUUAUGRCAGAGAACAACCUGCUCACGACGUUGAAGCUAAAGCACAUAGAAGAAUGGUCUACAAAAAGGGCGAUCAUUUAUUUAACAACAUCGCAAAAGCCUUCACAAAAAUGAUCCGAGACAUAUUCACCGAAACGAAGAUUCAUAGGUUCUGCACAACCCGUGCAGGAGAUCAGUUCAUUGUUGAAGAUACUACUGAUAAAAACAAAGAUGUAACUAAUCUAUUCCCAGUUAUGGCGGACUCCUUCCGGGAAUACACGACGGACAAACUACUUACAACGGAUCGUGACAGUCUGUCUGUUUAUGGACAAGAACACAAUGGACCCGAUGAAAAUGCUAUUCAAUGGAGUGCAAACAUCGAGGACGUCAGAAGAAAUGUCUUCGCGCUAAUUGACAAAUUCGUUCAGGUUGGAAUAGAAGGUCAGCCACGGCCAASAGAAUCACUGGCACUCCAAAAUAACCUUCUAGAAAGAAUUGAUAAAAUCGUCAAUAGACAGGAAUAUGUCGACAAAGAUGCGAUGAAAAUUUUUAUAAAGAAACAACAGAACAUGCCGUUGGUCCGUCAAGUAGAACAGCGUUCUGAGGAUGUACUGAGAGAUCUACCAGACAAGGCCAACCUAUGGGCUUUGGAAGCGAAAAAAUUUAUUAUAAAGAAGUUCAGUGGUAAGAAGUAGCUUCCAAGAGCUGAGCAAAAUAAUCCAAAGCAGAUACAUGUCAUCUCUUGUCUAGACAUUAAUGUUUAUAACUGAUUAAAAUAUCCCCAUGCUAUGCACUGUUAAAUCAAUUUGUAAAUUGCUAUUAGAUAUCCAGAAUAUUUUCAAGUCUUUCAAUUUGCAGCUGCAUACGUUGCUUGAUAUAGUGAGAGGGUCAGCUUAACUUGAUACAUUACAAACGCAGUACAAAUAUAUAGUUCAUAUAUAUUCUCAUACACAUAUAUCUCCUAUCGGGCAGAUGACUUGAAGUCUCAUAUGAGACUUUGUAGCUCAGUGGCAACUCCAAUCCAUCAACUCCAUUUUAUAGAUAUUCAGAAAGUUAAAAUGGUAGGGCGCUACCUUUCGUAUAAGUUCUCUUAAAUUGUAAAGUAGUCCGCCAUUUUGAGAAUACAAAACAAUCUAAAACCGACCUUCGAAAAUCAAGCGACGCGACAGGUUGGCAAUAUAGAUUCAAAAUCACCUAGAGACUAGCACUCAGAAUUAAUUCUGCUUCAAUUCGUGGUCUCCUAGGCUUCUCUCUUGUUCUCUAAUGAUCCGACCGCGUGUUGAGAUCAAAAUAUCUAAAACGGAAUACGGGAAACAGUUUUCUAUUUCUCAAGGAUAUCAGGGUACGCCAAUAUUGCUCUAAACAAACUUAGGUUUUUAGGGUUUUCCAUAUUCUCGAAACUUUUAUCGUUAAUUACGCUCUUCAAAUUCUUCGUAAUAUCGCUUGUCAUCACGUUCUAUCAGCCAAUCUAUCUUAUGGGAAGCACAGGUGUAUGUCGUAUGUGAGUACAGUUGUUUGUUGGCUCUCUCCUGUGCUUCGAGGGUUUUCCUGAUUCUCCAGCUUUCCUCCCUCCGCAAAAAUCAACUCCUAAAUUC